AUGUCCACUCCUCAACCUGCUACUCUCUCCGGCUGCGAGGCAUUCUUCUCGCCUCAGCAGUUCCUCAUCCAAAUCGGCGACCAACGUCUCCAAAUUGACGACAACGCUGAAACUGCUGGAAUUUCAUCGUCGACCACCCUCAAUCGUUUCCUCGGCCAAUUCAGGUUCGAGGAGGCGUUUAUAUAUUCCCCUGAGUGGGACUUCUUAUCUUUCGCCACUUAUAACGACUUAGUGUAUCUUACAGAGGUUGCCCGGCGGGGCAUUCGCUGA
Messenger RNA from Coprinopsis cinerea okayama7#130, 270 nucleotides. RefSeq lists its product as hypothetical. Lineage: Eukaryota; Fungi; Basidiomycota; Agaricomycetes; Agaricales; Psathyrellaceae. The coding region runs from base 1 to 270 and encodes 89 amino acids. The transcript has 3 exons. The record is from RefSeq and is a predicted model, not a curated record.